Molecule: messenger RNA, 9403 nt
Organism: Antechinus flavipes (yellow-footed antechinus)
Lineage: Eukaryota; Metazoa; Chordata; Mammalia; Dasyuromorphia; Dasyuridae
Gene: F8
Product: coagulation factor VIII
Exons: 26
Coding region: 168-7205 (2345 amino acids)
Molecular function (GO): oxidoreductase activity; copper ion binding
Source: RefSeq, a predicted model, not a curated record
CCGCUCUUCAUGGCAAAGGAUCGCUCCAGGCCCUUUGGUGCUGCUACUUCUGCCCCCGGAGUAUCCUGGAAGCUGAUCUCAGAACCUUUUUCUCUUCUGUGGUUGCAUCAAGAGAACUUUAUGGGAGAAUAACAUCCCUGGGACUUGGGACUUGCAUUUUUCCCAGAAUGAAGAAGGCCACGCAGCUCUUGCUCGCCAGCUCUGUCCUGUGUCUCCUGAAAGAGAGUAUCUGCGCUACCCGGAGAUACUAUAUCGGGGCCGUCGAGCUGUAUUGGGACUAUAGGAGAAGUGAGCUGCUCAGUGCUCUCAGCCUGGAGCCAGGAUUUCCUCCAACAGUCCCCGACUCAUUUGCAUCUGAUGGUUCCACUCUCUAUAAAAAGGCUGUGUUUGUAGAAUACACAGAUAGCCGCUUUCUCCAAGCCAAGCCCAGAGCACCAUGGAUGGGUCUCCUGGGUCCCAUCAUUCGGGCAGAAGUGCACGACACGGUGGUUAUUACACUCAAGAACAUGGCUUCCCAUCCAGUUAGCCUCCAUGCUGUUGGGAUAUCCUAUUGGAAGGCCUCUGAGGGGGCCAGAUACAACGACCAGACCAAUUACAUGGAAAAGCAAGACGAUGAAGUCGCCCCGGGUGCCAACUACACGUACGUGUGGCAAGUCCUGAAGGAGAACAGCCCCAUGGACCAUGACCCACCAUGUCUCACCUAUUCCUAUCUUUCUCAUGUGGACACAGUGAAGGACCUGAAUACAGGCUUAAUUGGGGCUCUGCUGGUCUGUAAAGAAGGAAGUCUGGCUGGAACACAGCACUUGCAAGAGUUUGUGCUGCUCUUUGCUGUUUUUGAUGAAGGGAAAAGUUGGCAUUCAGAACCAGAUGAGACCGAGACACAGGCUCAGAUGUACGAGUCCAAAAAAUUGUACCCUAAAGUGCACACUAUCAAUGGCUAUGUGAACGGCUCUUUACCAGACCUGUUAGUGUGUCACGGCAAGGCGGUCCAUUGGCACGUGAUCGGCAUGGGCACCGCUCCUGAAGUCCACUCGAUUUUUCUGGAAAGCCACACGUUCCUUGUGAGAAAUCACCGCCUUACCUCUCUGGAGAUCUCGCCAGCCACAUUUCUCACUGCCCAGACGCUGCAUAUGGACACCGGCCGCUUCCUGAUGUUUUGCCAGAUCUCCUCUCACCAACAUGAUGGCAUGGAGGCCUAUGUCCAUGUGGAAACCUGUCCCGAGAAGCCCCUGCUCAGGAUGGAGAAAGAGUCAGGCAUUUACUAUGAUGACUACGAGCAGGACACUGAGGUGUUCCUGUUGCCCGAGGCUGGUGAUUCUCCCUUCCUCCAAGCACGGUCAGUGGCCAAGAAGCACCCCAAAGCGUGGUUUCAUUACAUCGCAGUACAGGAGGCAGACUGGGACUAUGCACCUGCAACCCUUGCUGAGCCCUCAGCCAGAGACUCCAAAAGCCAUCAUCUGAACAGUCAUCCUCAAAGGGCUGGCAGAAAGUAUAAGAAAGCCCGGUACAUGGCCUACACAGAUGAAACCUUCGAGACUCCUCAGUCUAGUCAACACGAAUCAGGCAUUUUGGGACCUUUGCUUUAUGGAGAAGUUGGGGACAUGCUCUUGAUUACAUUCAAAAACUUAGCAAGUAGACCAUACAACAUUUACCCUCACGGCCUCACCGGCGUCAGUCCUUUGCACUCGGGGAGACUGCCUAAAGGUGUGAAAGAUGUCAAGGAUAUGCCAAUUAUGCCAGGCCAGACGUUCAAAUAUAAAUGGGAAGUAAUUGUGGAGGAUGGACCAACUCAAGCAGAUCCCAGAUGCCUGACUAGGUAUUACUCCAGCUUUAUCAAUGCGGAACGAGACCUGGCUUCGGGCCUUAUUGGGCCCCUCCUUAUAUGCCAUAAAGAAACUGUGGAUCAGAGAGGAAAUCAGAUGAUGUCAGACAAGAGGAAUGUGCUCCUCUUCUCCAUCUUUGAUGAGAACCUCAGCUGGUACUUGGCAGAGAACAUGCAGCGUUUCAGCUCAGAUACGGCGGGAGUGCAACCCCAGGAUCCCGAGUUCUAUGCCUCCAAUGUCAUGCACAGUAUCAAUGGCUACAUAUUCAACAGCUUACACCUGUCUGCCUGUUUGCACGAGGUGGCCUACUGGCAUAUACUCAGCGUGGGAGCCCAGACCGAUUUCCUGUCUGUUUUCUUCUCCGGUUACACUUUCAAGCACAAGAUGGUCUUUGAGGACACGCUCACCCUUUUCCCAUUUUCUGGGGACACCGUUUACAUGAUCAUGGAUAAUCCCGGUACCUGGAUGCUAGGCUGCCACAACCCUGAGUUUAGGAAGAGAGGCAUGACAGCCUUGCUGAAAGUUGCAACUUGCACUGUGAACACUGAGGAUUCUCAGGAGUACUAUGAUGAGCUGCCAGAUGACUUCUUGCCGAAAGAUAGCUUCCUGGAGCCCAGAGCCUUAAAGAGUGUUCAGCGUCUGCAUCCAUGUCCCAACAAACCACCCUCCCCAAGCACCGCGGCAUCCCAAACUGAUCCCGCGGAAGCCCACUCCCAUCACCAGGAGGAAAGCCAGCCACCCAAGUCCCAAAACCUGAUGCCGGCUCAUACGUCAGUGAAUUCUAAGCACUGCCUGGCUGACCCAGGCGAUCUAUCCCAACCAGCUCUGGAAGAUAGCACCUAUGAGCCCCUCCCUGUGGACUAUUUCCCUGAGUCAAGAGAGCCAAGUAAGCAGGGCCCAGGCGGGGUGCAAAAGCUCAGAAAGCCGACCGAUUCCCUCGGUUUAAAUCCUGCGUUCCAGCCCCAUGGGAUCGGGUCUUCGAUUCCAUUUCUGUGGCCUGGCCUCCAGCCCCAAAACAGUAAGCCCACAUGGGGGCGUUUGCAGGCACCAAUCAGAAUAGCCAUGAGGGAGGAAGAGUCUGAGUUUCCCAGGUCCUCAGAGAACACAACUCUUUCUCCAGUCCGUUUAUCUUCUAACCUGAUGGCAGCAGUGCUAAGAAAAACUACUUCACAGACCCCCUUUCUUCAAAGGAAAGAGGCAGAGUCGAUGUCAAGACAUCCAGAAACCCUUGGACCAAAGGGCCUUCCCCUAGUUGAGAAAACCACACCCAUACAGCUGAGGGAUCCUAACCCUACUGAUGCCACUGCUUUAGAAGUGGCUUUGAAGGAUGAAAAAGUAGUUUCCCUGGAAAACAAGGGGUCUUCCCUGAUGAGGGUUGGAGGAUUCCAAGAAAUGAGUGCUCAAGUAGCCACAGCGACUCCUGAUGGAAAGCCCUUCAAAGGGAAUGUUUCCUUGGUCCCAUCAAAUAUGGCAACUACUGGCUCUGGAAGCCCUCCCGGCCUCCCUAUGGAUGGGUCAAUGAUACUGUUUGAAAAUGAGUCAUCAACUGGGAAAGAUGUUGUGUCAGUAAAAGAUACAGAAAUGCCUUCUUGGGGUAACAACAGCACUCUCCCAGACCGGAAUGUGGCUACUCCCAUGCCUCGUCCUCUGCCAACUGAUGUGAUGGUGCUGAGAAAAGAGCUCACGAACCCCCCGAGAAAAAUACGCUCAGUCUUGCCGGCUAUAGACAAUAUGAAGACUGAAUCACCUCACCAGAGAGACUUGUCUCUCUUUAGAAAGGUGGUGACGCUAGAUUUGGUGAAUGGUGAAAGGGCAAAUGAGAGAAAGGAGGCCCAGACCCCUGAGACAGAGACUACCCUGGAGCAUCCCGUGACCAUGGCUUUAGCCCUUAAGCUUUGGAACAGGAAGAAUCCCUUCUCAGAAAAGAGCACAAUGGCACCAGCAGAGAAGAUGUUUACAAAUGAUCCCGUCUUCAGCAACAGCCAGAAUGUGUGGCCUACUGUACUCACUGAACAGGAGACUUACACCCCAAGUCAAAAACCACAGUUUCAAGAAGUGAUGGAAAGGAAGGAAAUACCUGCCUCUGAGAAUACAGUCUCACCUCCAUCCUACUUGGUGGCCAACAGAAAGAAGCUUCUUAAGGCCCUUUUCUUGUCAAGCAUCAAGGAGGAUGGUCCAUUGGAAGGAGGGGAUGAGAAUACACUUGAGUUGGUCUUACCAAAGUCUCAACUAUCGACCAGUAUGUUAAGUGGUCCAACAAGUAAUCCGGGACUUCAGAAGACUCAUUUAUUUGCCAGGGAAGGAAUGAUACUUCAAAAGAAUAUGAAGGAAAUGAACUCAGAGAGUCCUACUUUAGACAAUCACAAUGACCAAAGAGUGGAUAGAGACCCAAGUUCAAGUCAGAAGAGCCCUUCCCGGAUGGACGAGUCAGAAACAGGGAAUGAACUCGAAGACAAUGCCACAAUAAUCCAGUGGUCAAAAAAAAGGCAGUCUCUACUCCAAGAUGACAUGCCGGACCCUAGAGAGACACAGAAAGCUGCCACUUCCCUUCCUCCCUGGACCUAUUGGCCGGUAAGCAGCCAUGGGCCCUUGAGGCCAGAUGACUCCACAUUGCCUUCUCCAAAGGCUCAGAGAGUUCCAUUGCCAAGCCCCACCCAGUUGGUUCUGUCCUCUUCUUACAUCGACUCUUCUCAACUCCAGGCAACACAUGACAUUAACAACCUCAAGGGAAAAAGUCAUGUAACUCAGGAAAGCAGUUGGGCUAUGAACACAAUCAAAGAAAGCGACAUCACCUCAAACGCCCUCAACUUGGAACUUUCGGAAGGCCAAGGGGUGGGUAGUGCCCAGGGAGAGAUGGCCUCUCUCCAAAGACAUCCAGGUAAGCCUGUGCAUCUACAAGUCCUACCUGACUUAGAUGCCAAAUCAGAGAUGCAGGUGGCUCCACCUUCAAAUGGCACCAACCACCUGCAUCCCCCAGCAGAAGCCCAGGCAGCCACUGAAUCUAGUAAAGGGAAGUGGUCAGAGAAAGCGGCCUUGGUAAAAGUAGGAGCCAAAGACUUAAGAGGGCCUCUUCCAAAGGAAAUGUACCCAUUUUUCUGGGCUAACCAUACUGCCAACCAAAUGUUAACAAGAGAAGAAUGGAAAUCUCAAGAUCAUCAGCUAGAUCAAGCUUUUCUCAAGACAGAUACUAUUUCCCACUUAAGCCUAUUGAAGAGAGAAAAGAAACUAAUAGAGGGAACAAGUCAGGAACAAGCUGAGCCCCCUUUCACCCCGGGCAUCAGUUCUUCUGAGAGCCCUCGACAACCAUUUGCUUUGAAUUUCCUUCCAAGGGAAAAACCUCCAACUUCUGCCCAAUCAGAGACAGAAAAAGACAGCUAUGAUGACAGCAGCCUGGAAAUGGAGGUGGAAGAUUUUGAUAUCUAUGAAGAUAGUGAGAACCAGGGGCCUCGCAGCUUCCAGAAACAAACUCGCCACUACUUCAUUGCUGCCCAGGAAAAAAUCUGGGACUAUGGGCUCAACAAAUCUCCCCAUUUUCUAGGAGGCUGGGUACGGAAUGACAGCGCCUGGAAUUAUAAGAAAGUGGUCUUCCAAGAAUUUGCUGAUCAUUCCUUUACGGAGCCUCUAGAUCGUGGGGAGCUGACUGAACACCUAGGACUCCUGGGGCCAUAUAUCAGAGCAGAAGUUGAAGACUAUAUUGUGGUCACCUUCAAGAACCAGGCUUCCCGGCCUUACUCCUUCUAUUCUAGUCUCAUUUCCUAUGAGGAACAUCAGGGCCAAGAAAGUGACCUUAGAAAGAAAGAGGUGAAACCUGAAGAGACUAAAACAUAUUCUUGGAAGGUGGAGCCCCAUAUGGCACCCACCGACAAGGAGUUUGACUGCAAAGCCUGGGCCUAUUUCUCUGAUGUUGACCUGGAAAAAGAUCUACACUCGGGGUUGAUCGGGCCAAUACUGAUCUGUCACCCUAACAAACUGAACCCCUCUUAUGGGAGACAGUUGACUGUCCAGGAAUUUACUCUGUUCUUCACCAUCUUUGAUGAGACCAAGAGCUGGUAUUUUACUGAGAACAUGAAGAGGAACUGCAAGCCUCCAUGCAAGGUCCAGGUGAAUGAUCCUGGUUUUCAAAGGAAGCACCGCUUUCAUGCGAUCAAUGGUUAUGUGAAGGAUACAUUGCCUGGAUUGGUGAUGGCUCAGCACCAAAGGAUCCGGUGGUAUCUGCUGAGCAUGGGCAGCAAUGAAAAUAUCCACUCUAUUCACUUCAGUGGCCAAGUGUUUACUGUGCGGACCAAGAAAGAAUACAAAAUGGCAGUCUACAAUCUCUAUCCUGGUGUUUUUGAGACAAUAGAAAUGCGGCCAUCUCAAGCAGGACUGUGGCGGGUUGAGUGCAUGAUUGGUGAGCACCAGCAGGCUGGGAUGAGCGCCAUCUUACUGGUGUACAACAAGCACUGUCGGAAUGAUCUGGGAAUGGCCUCUUGCCAGAUUGCUGAUUCUCAGAUCACGGCUUCUGGACAUUAUGGCCAGUGGGCCCCAAAGCUGGCCAGACUUAAUUCUGCUGGCUCUAUCAACGCGUGGAGCAGCCAGGAUGCCAAUCCUUGGAUCCAGGUUGACCUGUUACGACCAAUGAUUAUCCAUGGAAUCAAGACCCAAGGAGCCCGACAGAAAUUCUCUAGCCUCUACAUCUCUCAGUUCACCAUCAGGCAUAGCCUUGACGGACAGACGUGGAAGAAUUACAGAGGAAACUCCACUGGGACCAUGAUGGUCUUCUUUGGGAACGUAGAUGCCUCAGGGAUCAAAGAAAAUGCGUUCGAGCCUCCCAUCAUCGCCCAGUUCCUCCGCCUGCUGCCCUCUCACUUCAGCGUGCGAAGUACGCUGCGCAUGGAGCUGCUGGGCUGUGAGCUGAACAGCUGCAGCCUCCCCCUGGGUGUGGAAAACGGAGCCAUCUCGGACGCCCAGCUCACAGCUUCGUCCCACAAGGCCAACGUGUUUGCCAACUGGGCCCCUUCCCGCGCCCGACUGAACCUCGAGGGCCGAACCAAUGCCUGGAGGCCCCGGGAGAAUGGGCGAACGGAGUGGCUGCAGGUGGACUUCGGGAAGCUGAUGAAAGUCACGGGAGUAACAACCCAGGGAGUGAAGUCCAUCCUCACCAGCAUGUACGUGAAAGAGUUCUUGCUCUCCAGCAGCCGAGAUGGCAAACGCUGGACCUUCUUUCAUCAGAAUAACGAAGUAAAGAUCUUUAAGGGAAAUCGGGAUUAUUCCAGCCCCGUGGUGAACCCCGUGGAGCCUCCCCUGUUUGCCAGCCACCUGAGGAUCCACCCCUGGCGCUGGGCCAACCACAUUGCUCUGAGGGUGGAGGUUCUGGGCUGUGACACUCAGCAGCUGUCCUAAGGGCGUCAGCGUGGGACGCGAAUGGCCCCUUCCACCACCCCCCCCCCCAGCUCAGCCACCCUGCGAUGAGGGAGGUCAACAUGGGCCUGAGAUACUGCAGGGCAAGAAGGCCUUCUGGGAUUGCUGACGACCUCUGGGCCCAGCCUAGAGAGGAGAAGAGAGGAGGGGGCCCCUCCCUCCCAGCUAUGAUUCCACUGCCUCCCAGCUGUGAUCCCCCUCCCUCCCAGCUGUGAUCCCCCUCCCUCCCAGCUGUGAUUCCCCUUCCCUCCCAGCUGUGAUCCUGUUCCCUCCCAGCUGUGAUCCCGCUGCCUCCCAGCUGUGAUCCCCCUCCCUCCCAACUGUAAUCUUGGAUCUUGGCCUCCCUCACCUGGAACAGGGCAGCUUAGCCCAGAAGAAUAAUCCAGAUUGGGGAGGAAAUAAACUGUGCAAUGGGGGCUCGCCUGUUUUGGGGGGUAGCUGAGGGCUGGGAGGCGGAUUAUCUGUGACUUUCUAGCAUCCCAUUAAACAUCUCUGCAAAGUGGGUCCUGCUGAUUCAUGUCCCGCCAGCUGGCUCAUAUGUAAUGGGGACAAACUGCAACCAUUCCCAGGAAGAUCAGGAGUGAAACAAGGUUGCCCACUAUCACCAUUACUAUAUAAUAUUGUAUUAGAAAUGCUAGCUCUGGCAAUAAGAGUUGAGAAAGAGAUUAAAGGAAUAAGAAUAGGCAAUGAGGAAACCAAAUUAUCACUCUGCUGAUGAUAUGAUGGUAUACUUAGAGAACCCCAGAGAUUCUACUAAAAAAAAGAAAAAAAUGAUUUUCUUCAGGUUCUGUUUUUAUCUUAUCCAACUCUCUGCUGACCUCUGCCCCCCUCUCUCAGUGCUUUGAACUUUGGAUCGCUGCCAUCUUCCUGUGUAUCUCUUCCACUUGAGCUCUGAGCCACCUGUUGGCUCUUCCACGUAUUUUUUCUUUCAGCCUGUUACAUGCCAGAUGGCUACCCCUGAUCUCCAUGUUUGAUUUCCUUUGCUGAUCUCCACGAAAGAUUUCUUCCUUUGAUGUGAUGGCUGCAUGCUGUUCCUUUCACUUUUUCCUCCUUCUCUCCUAGCUUCUGAUCUCUUCCCAUUGGUGUUCCUGUGGAUCGUUUCUUUUAUUCUCCCCACAUUAUGCUCUUUCCUGCCGCCUCCUCUUCUAAGACUUCUGAGUCUAGAGCUCUGUCAUCUUGCUGUGAUUCCCUGUCCCUAACCUCCAUUGGGGGUCUCUGCCCCAAUCUGCCUGUUUUCUGCUAAUCCUAUUAUUCCCUCCUGCCUUACCCUAAGCUCCUGAUCUUUUCCUUCUCAUCUUCUUGUGAAUCCCAGUCCUGCAGGUACCUGUCAACUUUCUCCCCCAACAGUCGUUUCUUCUGAUGCCUUGGCUCCAGAUCCCUGCCCGCCCUCUGCGUGUGCAGCUCUGCUAUCGAUCUCCACGGGGUGUCCCUCCCUCGAUCCCUUUGCUCCUUGCAGUCCCUUUCAGAGCUCCUGAUCUACUGCUUUUGAUCUUCCUGUUGACCAGUUCUUAGAUCUUUCCUCACUAUGUUGUCUUGUGCCAUUUUGUGUAUCAGUGCUUUGGAGUGUAGUUUUCCAUCGGCACCCUUUGAGCAUUUCCCCCUCUUCUUCAUGGGGGUCUGUACUUCCAUCUCUCUUCCCCCUUUCAUCCCUUUCAAAUUUCAAUUAUUAUUUACUGAGGCACUUGGUGUCUUUCAAAUGAUUUUCCUCUGGUUCUUUUCUUUUUAUCUUCUCCCACUCUCUGCUUUCCUCUGCCGCUCUCUUUCAGUGAUUUGGACUCUGAAUGGUUGCCUUCUCCCUGUCCAUCUUUCCCCUUGAGCUCUGUACAACUGUUUCCAUUUCCACCGUUUUUCUUCCUCACUACUGUACUUCAGACCUUUAUCUGUAGAGGGCUGAAACUUUUGAGUCGUUGCACUGAGGUCGGUUGAAGCACUUAGGGUGAAUUACCAAUUGGACAAUACUCUAUGGGCAUGUGCUUGGAAAAUGGCCCUUAUCACUAUCCUGUGCUGGCUCGAUGAUUGGUGUAUACAGAGGAUUGUAGGAGGGACUAGGGGGUGGAGGAAGACGAGCCAUGGUCAUUCUUAGCAGUAGAGGAGGAAAAAGGCGGUCAUGGGGAUUCUGCUUCCAUCAUGUUCAAUCCUGAGUCUAAAGACCAAGAAUAAAGACUAAGGACUUUUGCUUA